AUGCGUCCCCAUCCCAGCCCCGUCUCCUGCCCGACUCCGCCGCCGUCCGCCGCCAAGACCGCCACCGCCACCGCCACCGCCUUCUCCGACAUCCACCACGACAUCCUCCAAUCCCACGUCCUCACUCGGCUCGACGGCCCCGCCCUCGCCUCCGCCUCCUGCGUCUCCUCUGACCUCCGCGCGCUCUCGUCCGACGACCGCCUCUGGGCCGACAUCUCCCGCUCCGCUUGGCCGUCGAUCAACGCGCCGCGCGUCUCCCGCGUCGUCUCCACCUUUCCCGGCGGCCACCGCUCCUUCUUCGCCGACGCGUACCCCCUCCCCGCCGAGGACCCCGGCUCUCCUUCGACGGCGCAUCCCCCUCCGCCUCCAGAACUCCGCCGCCGCCCGUCGGAGCUGAUCUCGGCCGUCGACAUCCGCUACCGCGGGCAGCUCAUCUUCAGCAAGACCGCCGAGACCGAGACCGAGACAGGGUGGUUCCGGUGCUCCCCGUUCCGCAUCGACAUGCUGGAGCCAAAGGAAGCGGUGUCCACGCCGGUCCCCUUCCCGAGCCCCGACGACGAGUGCGGCGACCUCGGCGACGGUCUGAGGCUGAGCUGGGUCCUGAUCGACCCGGAGGGCCGGCGGGCGAUGAACCUCUCGAGCGCCGCCCCAGUAUCCAUCCAGCGCCACUGGCUCAGCGGGGAGGUGCACGCGCGGUUCGUGACGGUACUGUCUUCCGGAGAGCGGGGCACGGCGGCGGAGCGGGUGGCCUGCACGAUCGCCGUCACGUGCGGGGGGCCGCGCGGGGGUGCCAUGCAGGUGAGGGAGGUGAGCGUGCAGGCAGAGGACAUGGAGGGGACGUACCUGAACGGCGGGGACAGCCUGGUGAUCUUGCGGAGGGCUAUGGAGGCGCGAAGGGGGAAGAAGACGAGGGAAGAGGAGGAGGGGCGGAGGAGGUACGAGGAUUUCUUGGAGAGGCGGCGGGAAAGGAAGGAGCGGCGGGCGAGGGCGGAAGGGACGUUGGACGCCCUGUGCGUGGGCUUCGGAUCGGCGGCGCUGGUGGUCUUCUGGUUGUUCAUUUUGUGCAGAUGA
Eucalyptus grandis is the source of this 1071-nucleotide messenger RNA. RefSeq names its product probable F-box protein At2g36090. Gene Ontology annotation, molecular function: protein binding. Bases 1 to 1071 code for a protein of 356 amino acids. The transcript has a single exon. NCBI's taxonomy places the organism in Eukaryota, Viridiplantae, Streptophyta, Magnoliopsida, Myrtales, Myrtaceae. The record is from RefSeq and is a predicted model, not a curated record.